AAAAGUGUAGCGAGGCAGUGAGUAUAAAAGUGUUUAUAAACUGCACAUCCACUAGUUGUAAAUCCAAUGGCGAUGUGAUUCCUAAUGAUACCCUUCUAGAAAAACCACUUCUUCUUCCUUUUUUUCUUCUUCAUCUUCUUCUUUUCCUCUGUAGAUUUCCAACAAUCGUCUUAUAUUCAGCAGCAUUUUCAUGGGGUCUAUGCUCGGUGACCUGCCGUCAUAUGACCCUCACAACUUCAGCCAACUCCGACCUUCUGAUCCUUCAACUCCUUCUAAGAUGAUUCCUGCGACCUAUCAUCCAACCCACAGUAGGACCCUUCCCCCACCAGAUCAAGUUAUAAAUACUGAGGCCAAAAAUAUACUUAUACGACACAUUUAUCAGCAUACAGAAGAAAAGUCAAGAACAAAGAGACCUGCAGCCGAGCAUCCCAUGCCCGAGCACGGAAGCAAGCAACCAAGAGCAUCUACUACCAACACUUCAAAUUGAGCUUAGGAGGACAUUUCCUUCCAACAAAGUUAAAGCUAUUCAUGUUGUGAUAGAUGAGUCCUGUAUAAUGAGAGUGAAUUGCUUGCUCACUGAAGAAGAAACGGCUCGGCCCGACAUUUACAUGUUGUAUAUAGAUUUUACUUCUUGUAAGAUUGCCCUAAACUCAACCACAUCAAAUUGUUGUGAAAAUCAUAAAACUCAGUUGAAGAAUUGUAACUAUAUGCGUGUGCUUCCAAACAAUAUUAUUGGAGGCCUCCUUCCUAUAAAGCAAAAGAUCCUCACCUUGUUCUUUUUCC
This is a messenger RNA of Cucumis melo (muskmelon), 783 nucleotides long. Its product is annotated as DET1- and DDB1-associated protein 1. Gene Ontology annotation, cellular component: Cul4-RING E3 ubiquitin ligase complex. The record is from RefSeq and is a predicted model, not a curated record. Gene Ontology annotation, biological process: positive regulation of proteasomal ubiquitin-dependent protein catabolic process. Bases 191 to 487 code for a protein of 98 amino acids. NCBI's taxonomy places the organism in Eukaryota, Viridiplantae, Streptophyta, Magnoliopsida, Cucurbitales, Cucurbitaceae. The transcript is spliced from 4 exons.